This is a messenger RNA of Ceratotherium simum simum (southern white rhinoceros), 2815 nucleotides long. The record is from RefSeq and is a predicted model, not a curated record. NCBI's taxonomy places the organism in Eukaryota, Metazoa, Chordata, Mammalia, Perissodactyla, Rhinocerotidae.
UUUCCAGAAUUAUUCCUGUAUUAAGGAUUCAUUCAUUCAUCCACUUACCAUUUAUUGAAUGCUGUCUGUGUGACAGGAACGAUUCUAGAUGCUUGGGAUAUAGCAUUGAACGAAAGAGACGAACUCCCUGCUAUCAUGGUACUUUGUUGUGGGCCAGAUAAUAAGUGAGCUCUGCCUUCUGAGCCCUGUCCAUUCCCAGAAAGAAGAGGCAAUGACUGAGUCCCAGGAAACAGUGACAUUCAAAGAUGUGGCUAUUGACUUCACCCAGGAAGAAUGGCAGCAGUUGGAUCCUGCUCAGAGGAACCUGUACCGGAAUGUGAUGCUAGAAAACUAUAACAACUUAAUCACAGUGGGCUGUCCAUUCACCAAACCUGAUGUGAUUUUCAAGUUGGAGCAAGAAGAAGAACCAUGGGUGGAGGAAGACGUGUUAAGGAGACACUGUCCAGGAGAAAUAUGGGGAAUUGAUGAGCAUCAGAAAGUCCAGGACAGACUUGUCACACAACUUGAAGAUAAAUUCACAAAAACACUGACUGAAGAAAAAGUCAAUGAAUAUCAUAAGAAAUUUGCAACUGCUUUUCCUCCAAACUCAGACUUUUUUCCUUCCAGUCACAAUCUCUAUGGCUAUGACUUAUUUGGAAAGUGUUUAGAAGAUAAUUUUGACUGUCAUAAUAAUGAGAGAAUCCUUAUAAGAAAGGAAGAUUGUGAAUAUAAUGAAUCUAUGAAAUCAUUUGGCAAUAGCUCAUCCCAUCUUGUAGGAACCCCCUUUAAGUGUAAUCAUUGUGGAAAAGGAUUCAGUCAAACCUUGGAUCUCAUCAGACACCUGAGAAUUCAUACUGGAGAGAAACCCUAUGAAUGUAAAAAAUGUAGAAAAGCCUUCAGCCACAAGGAAAAACUUGUUAAACAUCAUAAAAUUCACAGUAGGGAGCAGUCUUAUGAAUGUAAUGAAUGUGGGAAAGCUUUCAUUAAAAUGUCGAAUCUCAUUAGACAUCAAAGAAUUCAUACUGGAGAGAAACCCUAUGCAUGUAAGGAAUGUGGGAAAUCCUUCAGCCAGAAAUCAAAUCUCAUUGAUCAUGAAAAAAUUCAUACUGGUGAGAAACCUUAUGAAUGUAAUGAGUGUGGAAAAGCAUUCAGCCAGAAGCAAAGCCUCAUUGCCCAUCAGAAAGUUCAUACUGGGGAAAAACCUUAUGCAUGUAAUGAAUGUGGUAAAGCCUUCCCUCGAAUUGCAUCCCUUGCUCUUCAUAUGAGAAGUCAUACAGGAGAAAAACCUUAUAAAUGUGAUAAAUGUGGAAAAGCCUUCUCUCAGUUUUCCAUGCUUAUUAUACAUGUGAGAAUUCAUACAGGUGAGAAACCCUAUGAAUGUAAUGAAUGUGGAAAAUCCUUUUCUCAAAGCUCAGCCCUUACUGUACAUAUGAGAAGUCAUACUGGUGAGAAACCCUAUGAAUGUAAGGAAUGUAGAAAAGCCUUCAGCCACAAAAAAAACUUCAUCACGCACCAGAAGAUUCAUACUAGAGAGAAACCUUAUGAAUGUAAUGAAUGUGGGAAAGCAUUCAUUCAGAUGUCAAAUCUCGUUAGACACCAGAGAAUUCACACUGGAGAAAAACCCUAUAUAUGUAAGGAAUGUGGCAAAGCCUUUAGCCAGAAGUCAAAUCUCAUUGCUCAUGAAAAAAUUCAUUCUGGAGAGAAACCCUAUGAAUGUAAUGAAUGUGGUAAAGCCUUCAGCCAAAAGCAAAACUUUAUUACACAUCAGAAAGUUCACACUGGAGAGAAACCUUAUGAUUGUAAUGAAUGUGGUAAAGCUUUUUCUCAGAUUGCAUCCCUUACUCUUCAUCUGAGAAGUCACACAGGGGAAAAGCCUUAUGAAUGUGAUAAAUGUGGGAAAGCUUUCUCUCAGUGCUCAUUGCUUAAUUUACAUAUGCGAAGUCAUACAGGUGAGAAGCCCUAUGUAUGUAAUGAAUGUGGAAAAGCUUUCUCUCAAAGAACUUCCCUUAUUGUGCACAUGAGAGGUCAUACAGGUGAGAAACCCUAUGAAUGUAAUAAAUGUGGAAAAGCCUUCUCCCAAAGUUCCUCCCUUACUAUACAUAUACGAGGUCAUACAGGUGAGAAACCGUUUGACUGUAGUAAAUGUGGAAAAGCCUUCUCUCAAAUCUCAUCUCUUACACUUCAUAUGAGAAAACAUACAGGUGAGAAGCCUUAUCAUUGUAAUGAGUGUGGUAAGGCUUUCAGCCAAAAGUCACACCUUGUUAGACACCAGAGAAUUCAUACUCAUUAGAAACAGAAACCUAAUGAAUAUUGUGAUAUGGAAAAGCCUUCAGAAGGAAUUACCUCCUCCUUGCACAUUACGUAACCAGUUCUAGAGCAGAAAACUGUGAAUGUGGGAAAGCCUUUUAAAGAAGUCACACAAUUGUGAAACAGAAUUCUUAUCAGGGUGACAAAUUGUAUAAUGAAAAAGCUGAUCAUCAAAAACCUUCAGCAGACAUCUUAUCUAUUGAUGAUAUUUAUUCAGCUUUCUCAUUAAAAUCUGAAAUAAGAUAUCUGCUAUUAGCAUAUCAACAUGAUACUUGAGCUUCUAGCCAAUGUAUAAGGAAGAAUAAGGAGAUUGUGAAAAAAUAGAAACUGUAAAAAUAACCUUUUAUAUGAGAAAUAAUAAGAAAAUGUGUUGAUAUAAAAUAUCCAAGAAUAAACACAACAAUGAAUUAUGAGACAUAUAUAAAAUUAUAAAACAUUUUGAAGGGCACAAAAGAACACCUGAAACAUUGAGAAAAAUUACAUUGUCUGAAAAGACUUGACAUGGUAAAAAACAAAUUCUCUCACAAAU